Emericellopsis atlantica is the source of this 2279-nucleotide messenger RNA. RefSeq lists its product as uncharacterized. Gene Ontology annotation, molecular function: DNA binding; zinc ion binding; DNA-binding transcription factor activity, RNA polymerase II-specific. Gene Ontology annotation, biological process: DNA-templated transcription; regulation of DNA-templated transcription. The transcript has 2 exons. The record is from RefSeq and is a predicted model, not a curated record. NCBI's taxonomy places the organism in Eukaryota, Fungi, Ascomycota, Sordariomycetes, Hypocreales, Bionectriaceae. Bases 100 to 2235 code for a protein of 711 amino acids. Gene Ontology annotation, cellular component: nucleus.
UGUCAAUUAUCUUGUGCGCUUCCAAGUUCGAGGCACGAGAGACCUUCAGGAUUCACGAAGCUGAGCGCUGCUCAUCAUAUUUGACGGAAAACUCCCCUCAUGGACACCCUGCGCAAGGUCGAGAAGCGGAAUAGGCCGCCAGUGUCGUGCGAGCCAUGUCGAACGCGGAGACUAAAGUGCGACCGUUCGCUGCCAUGUGAAUCAUGUUCAAAGCGGGACAAGGCUGCUUCUUGCCACUAUGCGCCAAACGCGAUUCGCUCGACAACGAAGCGUAAUGCUGGCAAGCCCAGAAACAUGGUGGACAGGUUGGAUGAUCUGGAAACCCUGUUGUCGAGCCUAGUCCCUGGAGCUCGUCCCCCAAAGACUCAUGAUUCUGAAAGAAUCCAAUCGCCAGAGAGCGCUGCCCCAAGUGCAAACAGACUGACCCCCGAAACACCUCACCUCCAACAGUCCGAGGACGGUAAUGUCAGCUACAUCGAUCCCAGCCAUUGGCAAUCUAUACUGGAAGAUAUCCGAGAGGUUCGAGAGCAUUUGUCACCUGGUCAGGUGAAGAACUCUGGCUCCAGUCUACAAUCAAAUGGAAACAUGCACACCAGCUCCGGUGACGAUCCGGCUCUAUACCUCGGAGCAUCCGCGCCUGGCAGCCUCGAAGCUAUCUUGGCAACACUGCCCCCACAACCCAUCUGUGACAAGCUGGUGUCCGGGUAUUUUGGCAUGCAGUUCAUGGUCCUCGGGAUCAUUCAUCCUGAAAAGUUCCAAGGAGAAUACAAAGCCUUCUGGGACUCGCCUGGGACGUCCUCGCCCUUGUGGAUCGCGUUACUCUUUGCAAUACUGAGCUUCAUGGCUGCACUGCGCCUCAGAAUUGACGCGCAAGGAUUCCGAGCAGGCGGCUUACCUGAUCCGAGCAUUCUGCAAGGAGCUGCGAAGCAGUGUCUGAUUCUGGGUAAUUAUGCGACUGCAAAUGAGCACGCCCUGGAGGCCUUCAUCCUCCACAUGCAGAGCUACUUCGUGACUCAAGGGGGAAAGCCUUCCAUGGGGCUCUGGUUUGAAAUGGGUACUGUAAUACGACUCGCUUUCCGCAUGGGCUGCCACCGCGACCCCGGCAGUCUGACUGGCAUCUCGCCGUUUGCCGGCGAAAUGCGCCGACGUCUAUGGCUGAACAUUGUCCAGAUUGACGCGCUGCUGUCAUUCCAAAUGGGACUGCCGAGCAUGAUACCCGCCCAGUUCUGCGAUACUGCCGUGCCGCGAAACCUGGAGCACUCCGAUCUGCGUCCAGGCAUGGAGGCAUUACCCCCUUCCAGACCACUCAAGGAGCGGACGCCUGUGACGUACACCAUCGUCAAGUCUGGGAUCAUGGCUGUGUUCAAGAAGAUUGUGUCCCAUACGCAGUUGCCCUCUGUCCCCGCGUACGAGGCUACCCUUGAACUUGAACGGGAGAUGCGCCUGGCUUACAGCAAUGUGCCUGUACUGUACCAGAGAUGUAACGUCAGUCAGUCGUUCAUGGACUCGUCGGGCGUCAUACUCGAGAGGAGCACGAUUGAGAUCCUCUACCUCAAAGGCAUCAUCGUCCUGUUGAGAAGGUUCAUCACCUAUGACAUGCAAAGCGAUGCCACAUAUGAGAAAUCGCGUCGGGCAUGUGUCGAGGCUGCUCUGGACAUCCUGGCCCGACAUGCCGACAUUGAUGCAGCCUGCCAGCCAGGAGGGAGACUGUAUGAGGACGGAUGGAUGUUUGACGCGAUUCCAAACCAUGACUACCUGCUUGCCGCCAUGGUCUUGUGCAUGCAUGUCUCAGUGUAUCUAAGCAACCGGGCGCAGACAUCUUACCCCGAGUCAGAUCUUGCAGAGCGAUCACGUCGUGCCCUCGAGAGCUCGGCUCGCAUCUGGCAGUUGCAGGGCUCACAGUCCCCGGAUGUGCAGAUAGCAGCCGAGGCUAUCAACGUCAUGGUGAAAAAGGUCGCCGAAAAAGAGCAUGGCAGUGGCGCAAGCUAUCUUUCCUCCUCCUUUGCGAGUAUCGCGACGCCUGACACAACAGACGACUUGUCACUGCCUUAUGCUGGCACCAUGGCGCAAAUGAUUGAUGGAAACGAGGUCAUUGACUGGGUACGUGUAAAAGUGACCCGCCCGUCUGUUCGAUUGACAUUGACUUUCCUUAACAGGCCUUACUCGACCAAUAUUUCCAGGGGACAGAAGGGGUUGGCCUGGACUUUGAGCUAUAGAUAUCGAGACAGGCCAUGAACUUCCCUCAUGCGCCUGCUAUGUACACUUGAAGAAGAUCUUCA